CGUUAUUAGACGCGCUCAGACGUCUGCAAUCGUGCAGAUUCUCAACGAUUUCGAUGAUGAAGAAGCAGUGCUCAAAACUGUUAGUCGGCUAUCAUCAAGGCGAACCCUCGAGAAUUCGCGAUCGAAAGGGAUGAAAAAACCGUACAAAAUACGUGUGCCUCAAGCGGGACACGGGUGUCUCGUCUUGGGAUUCGGCACCGUAAACACGUGGGAAAGUAAGCGACCAACCGAUGAUGAUGGAGCACAAACAGACGAUACUGUUGGCACCCUCACUGAGCAACAGCAGUUGUUGGCGAAAUGGCACACCCGAUGCCACUUGGACAGGUCCAGGUCCUGGAGAACUUAUAAGAGCUACUCUAAUACUGCUACUCAGUAUUGGUAUCCUAUGCGCCAAUCUGCUGGUGAUAUGUGUUAUCAAUAGCAGACAAUACAGCAAAUAUAUACACGCUCAACCCAGAUAUUUGCUGACGAGCUUAGCGAGUAACGAUCUAGCGAUUGGACUUUUAGUGACGCCAUUCGGUUUCUUACCAGCUGUUUACGGGUGCUGGCCGUAUGGCGAAGUUGUCUGUCAAAUUCAGGCACUUCUUAGGGGCGCUUUGACUCAACAGAGCGCGGUUAUCCUCGUCUGCAUGGCAAUCGACCGUUAUGUUUGCAUGCUGCACCCUCAUCGCUAUCACAAGCACUCUUCUAAAAGGUAUUACAUGCGGCAGGGCUGCGUGGCAGUGAUGUCGACCACUUGGAUAGCGAGCGUGGCAAUAUUCGGGGUUCUGGUGCUCCCCAGAGGUGGUUACUACUUCAACGGGUCUGGCCUCCUUGCCUGCGACCCUUUCUUCGCUAGAGCGUCCCUUAGGAUCCUGGCGUGUUGCUGUUUUUAUUUCCCGACGACGAUGGUGCUGAUGUACUGCUACGGCUCGGCCUUCCACGUUAACAAACUACGCUUGAAAAGAGUAGUCUGUGUUAACACGCCAGAAGUCAUUAGCGGCGGCCAUAUAGAAAGGCUUGUUGCCCACGAGAGACGAUUGUCAACCUCGGCCUCGCGAACAAUGGCCGCAAUGAGUUUAGGUUUCAUCGUCAUGGUUACACCAUGGACGAUUCAGGAAGUCGUUGCAGCCUGCACCGGAAGUAAACCACCGCCAUUUCUCGACUUCCUGGCCACGUGGCUGGCUCUCUCUAACAGUUUCUGGAAUCCAUUCCUUUAUUGGCUGCUUAAUAAUCAUUUCCGCCGAAUUUCGAGAGAGCUUCUUUAUACUAAGAUUCUGUGCAGGUCUAAGCCGUUAGGAGCGAAACAACACUGUUGCUCAACUAGCACCGGUGGGUUAGAUGUUUGCAGUAUCGCAGGCGUCGACUUAUCAGGAUUGGAGCGUUGCUCAAUGGAACGAUGCUCAGUGGCGCGUUGUUCCUCGUUAUCAUUAACAAAUACGCCACCACCGCUCCCUUGGGAAACCGGACAUGUAACACAUGGUGACAUAGCAUCCACGUGAGCCAAAGAUGCCGCCACGCAGACGGAGGAUUACGGAUCUCUGGACGACGCCAGUUAGUACAGCGUGGCGGCAAGCCGGCGUCCGACGCUCCAAAACUAUCGAGCACAAUAUCCGUCGUCUAUGCACCGAUAUCUGCGAGACCACGUCGCAUCCUCGCUGGUACGAGGACAAGUUUUGUACAUUGAGGAGGAGGACAAUCGCGACGACGUCGCGACGGACGGAACAAGCCAACGUCAUCAUCGACACAAUCGGCAAAGUCGCUUCGAAUUCGCACGCUUUAAAAGCCUACCAGAUCUUAUCCGAGAUAUGGAACCGCGAUGAAACAUUGAUUGACGAUCCACGCCGUCGAGUCAGAUUGUUGCUAUACGUCACUGUCAUCGUCAUUCGAUUCGCAUAAGAAAGCUUCGGAACUCGUCGGAUCCAAUAGCAUAAGGGAAACACGAAUCCCAUGCUCCGUAGGCGAGCGUACACAUGAAGCGUGUGUCGACACACCGCGAUUAGCUCUCGUCGCAACGAGAUCGAUUACGGAAAUUAAUUACGGCACCAACGAGAAUACUAAUACUAAUCGCGUCGCUCUUGACGAUAUGCACGUAGAUGUUUAAUCACGGCGGAGCACUAUGCGAGUGUUAAAGUCAUUCGCGCCCGCAUCCGACCCCGUUUUCCACGAUUAAUUAUUCACGCGUGAGUGUUCGCGUUAUAAGCUAUACACUCAGACAGAAAAUUGCUUCUUUUUCGGACACAUAUAAUUUUCAGGUCUUUUAUUUACAAUUUUUUUAAGAUAUAUAAAUACGUAUGCACUUAAAACGGUAUAGCUUCCAAAUUCAAAGUACUUUAUUUAAAUUUUUUAAAAAUUUUCAGUUAAAGAUCUUUAUUUUAAAGAAAUUUAUGAAAAAAAUAUUUAAAUGUAUUUUAAAGUAAUUUGACAAGGCUGUUUCAAGAUAUGCGAUACACUCACAACUAAAAUUGCAAGUGUCAAAUAAAUACGUACUCAAGAAGAGAAAUAUAUAAUUGCAAUUGUUUGCUCAAGCUCAAGAGCUCAUUGGUACGAAGACCAAUGCGUAACAUCUUAUAUACAUGUCAUUGCUAUAUAUAUUUCACAAAAGUCUAAUAAAAAUGCACAAUAAAUAAUAUCCGAACUCACUUUUUAAUAUCGCAGAAUUUUAUACUAUAACAAAAACUAUAAAUAAAACAUAAAAGUAAUAGUAUUGCUCCUGCAUUUUCAAAAAUGUAUUUUUAUUUAAUAAUCUUUCGUUUUUUUUAUUUUAAUAGUUGUUAAAAUAGUUAUUAAGUUAUCUGCGAUAUUUUCUAAGAAGUUUGUUCGAAUGAUGGCAUGAUAAGGCAAAUUAAGUGUACUAUUUUUAUUUAAUAAGGUAACCUGAGCCGAAUAAAGCCCAGCACUAAAUAAAAUCCAAUUUUAAAUUACUUAAAAUGCAUUUUACGCUUGCAGUGUAUGCUUAAAAGAUGUAAAUAAAAGACUAAUUAAACAAUUGAAAAUAACUGUUUAGGAGUAAUAUAAAUCCUAAAAGAUCUCGUUCUUAUAAUUAAUAAUUAUUUUGAAACUGAUUUAGAAAGUAAUGUUUAGUUUCUUUGUUAUUUUCGAUUUAAUUCAUUUUUAAUUUGAGUUUUUUAUAUUCAUAAAUAUAUAAAGCUAAAUUAAAAAGAAUGUUUUUGUCUAUUUACGAAUAUUUUAUAUAAAAUACAUAUUUUAUUCUUGUAAGUAUCUGAAAAAUAAAGAUUUUAUUCUCAUUUAAUUUAGUCCUCAACAUUAUCACAAAUAGUUUUAAAAAAUAAAAUUAAUUAAGUAGGCUUUAUUCGAUUCAGGUAUUUUAUAAUGUAGAUAGAAUAAUACAAAAACGGCCUUGUAAAGUAAACUAUGACUGAAUUAAUCGUAAUAUAUUAUUAAUUUUUUGUAUGCAUAUUGUAUUUGCGUAGAAAAUUCCAAUGUAUACAUUUUUGUUCGGAUUAUUUUAUAAAUAAUAAUUAUAUAGAAGUAAGAAAUUUUUUAAAUAUGGAAACAGUUAAAGGACUUAACAUUAUCGAAGAAUGUGGAGUAAUAAAAGAAACAUCUCUGCUUUAAACGAGAAACAUGAAUCAAUGCCGUACGUGAUUUAACACGUUAUGUAUUGAUGGGAAAUUAGUGUAUUGAUGAUAAAAUCUUCCACAAAUAUACAAAAAGAAUAUCGAGAUGGUUAAAAGUGGAAAUGUGAACGAAAUCGACAACGUCGUUUUAUACAGUUCUCACAAAGAAAAAAUCAUAAAGAAACUUUUCUCGAGACUUUAAAUAUAUACGAGAUAUGAAAUAAUUACACUUUCGAUUUAUAAUUAAAAAUAUUAAGCACCGCUCUGAUGUAAAAAGAUUGAUAUAAGUAACAUUUUCUAUGGUUUAUUCUAUUUUGUUGAAAUUUAUUAUUUAAAAAAUAUAAAUUAUUUUUUAUUCAUAUUUAUAAUUUUUGUUUUCCUUUCUCUUAAAUCUUCUCUAGCCUUAAAAUUGUCUAAGUUUUCUUUUUUUUCCUUUUUUAUCAUUAAACUUUAUAAUCUUGUUUCGAUCUCCUAAUUUACAUAUUAAAUUUACAUCUCUAUUUAUGUUACAUUUCGAAACGUUAACCUUUCAUUAUGAUUUUAUUAACAUCGCAUGUAAUUUUUAUUUUUAAAGCAUAUAUUUACUUCGAACAUUACGGAAACUAUUUUGGAUUUAAAAAAAUAUUCUUUUUACGGUAAUUUUAAUUCGUGCCGUAAGAUAUCUAGUUAGUGAGAUAGAAUUGCGUAUAUCGCUAGACCAUGGUAAAUAGUAAGUAAAUUUUUCAAGAAUUUAUAUCCAGAAACAUUUCUCGAUGAGCGAAUAGUUAUGUUAAAACAAAACCUUAGACUACUAUUAAAUAUUCGUGCAGCGACUACUUACGCAUAUUCCAGAAUAAAAAACCAAUUAUUUUAUUCGCUUAAAUUAAUAAAUAAUUGGUAGAUCUUAUUUGUUUUUAAAUUGUUAAUAACCGCGUGCCUCAGACAGCAACUUUUUAAACUUCAAGAGUUUCAUUCCUCUUCAUCUCAAAAGAGUUGUUUAGUAACAUCAGAUAGUAUGUACUAUUUUUUUAAUAUAUCAAGAAUAGUCAUGCUAUCUGUAAAUAUUAUCUACGUGAAUAACAGAUAUUUAUAAUAAUUACAUAUAUAAUAUUAUCAAAAAAGCUAUUGAUUUGAAAGAAACAUGAAUUUAUUCUAAGUGCUUUUACUUGAAAAUAAGACAGUAUUUCUAAAAAAUGAAUAUAUCUUUGUUCAUAUUUUUAUAACUCUUAUCAGUUUGCAUUACAGUGGAAGAGGCUAAUACAAAGAAACUCAAAUUGUGCCGAACUAAACAAGUAAAAUUGAAUAAUGACAUAAUAUCGCAUUAAUUAUAUGUACAAGAUGUUUCAUAGAGUCUUAUAAUCCGUAUUUCCCUGAGACUCUUAAUAGAAGUAAAACUUCUUUUGUAUCUUAGAAUCCGCUGGAAUUUUUUAUUAACAUUUUAGUAUACCAAAAAAAGAUAGAGAUUUAUAGAAAACUAUACGUACGUAUGUAUUUCUGAGACGAAUCAUACCAUCAAAAUCGCACAAAUCGUUUUUAGCAAUGUCGAGAAUGAUCAUUGAAAUCUCUUUCACACGAUAAAAUGCAACUUAACAUUAAUGUGAUGUAAAAAGCGAUGUAAAUAAGAAACAUCACCUCGCCCUUUUACGUAGUAAACCGAUGUAAAGGUUCGAUUUGGAAAAGACAGUAAAAAUAAAACACUGCCUGUAAAUGAUUCAUCAUCGGCACGAGACAGUUCGUUGUCCGCAACGUACGAUACCAUAAUUUACUUUAAAUAUCGAAUGAAUAUGAACUUUUUGUAUUCGGCAAUUCGACGUAACAUACCGAUUACGCAUGUAAGUAGAAUUUUAGGUAAGAUUAUUAGCCAGAAGCAAAAUGGCGAUUAUAGUUAGAUUAUUGAAGUAAACGUGAGACUUUUAAUAAUCCACCAAAAUUUAGUAAUACCACCAAAUAAAUGCCUUAAGCAAGUAAUCUUUUAUAAAUCGGCAGUAUGGACUGAAAGAGAAAAGCAAAUAUUGUACAUAUUCUGCAAAAAAUUGCUGAAAGAAAAUAUAUUUAAUUUGGCUAUUUUUUGCAGAAUAAAUAAGAAUUGAGCGCCAUAAUUCAUUUAAGUACAAUAGUUGCGUUUUGUAUUUGUAUUUAAAUUAUCAUUAAGUCAUUGAUUACUGUUGACAUUGUAAAUCACAAUAUAAUAAAGUCUCAAUUAUUUCUAGA
Molecule: messenger RNA, 5750 nt
Organism: Monomorium pharaonis (pharaoh ant)
Lineage: Eukaryota; Metazoa; Arthropoda; Insecta; Hymenoptera; Formicidae
Product: trace amine-associated receptor 9
Exons: 10
Coding region: 231-1481 (416 amino acids)
Biological process (GO): neuropeptide signaling pathway
Cellular component (GO): membrane
Molecular function (GO): corazonin receptor activity
Source: RefSeq, a predicted model, not a curated record